This is a messenger RNA of Molossus molossus (Pallas's mastiff bat), 2671 nucleotides long. It is a transcript of the gene CEP70, whose product is annotated as centrosomal protein 70. Lineage: Eukaryota; Metazoa; Chordata; Mammalia; Chiroptera; Molossidae. Gene Ontology annotation, molecular function: gamma-tubulin binding. Gene Ontology annotation, biological process: regulation of microtubule cytoskeleton organization; cilium assembly. Gene Ontology annotation, cellular component: centrosome. The transcript is spliced from 19 exons. The record is from RefSeq and is a predicted model, not a curated record. Bases 294 to 2027 code for a protein of 577 amino acids.
GGGCGCGCUGCAGAGGGACACGGCGGCGGAGGAAGAUGAAGAUCCAGUUUCAGACGUGAGAUUCACUGGGUGAUCAUAUCAUUGAGAUCAACGUGAAUGACCAGUGCUACAAGAGCAUAUAAUGAGAGAACCUGAUCUGGUCAUGGAGAUUUCCCUGAAGAAGGAAAUUUGAGCCGACGUCUGAAGGCAACUCAAAAUUUUUCAUCGCCAAUCUCUACUUCUUUGAUUCUGCAAACAAAACUAUAUCUCCAGCAGCCCCUAAAGCCCAAGAGUCCAGUAAAUCAUCAGACCUCAUGACUGAAAAACAGCGGGAAGAAGCAGAAUGGGAGAGCAUAAAUAUGCUGUUGAUGACACAUGGCUUAAAACCUUUGUGCCUAGUCAAAAGAACAGAUCUUAAAGAUCUCAUCAUUUUUGACAAACAGUCAUCACAAACGAUGAGACAGAACUUGAAAACGUUGGUGGAAGAAACAGCAUGUCAACAGAAGAUGAUCCGGGAGCUCAUAGAAACUAAUCAGCAGCUUAAAAAAGAACUUCAGCUAGAAAAAUGUCGAGCAGUAGAUCAGGAACAACGAGCUAAUGACUUGGAACAGAUUAUGGAGAGUGCGAAAUCCAAAAUUGGUGAAUUGGAAGAUGAAUCCCUAAAUAGGGUUUGCCAGCAGCAGAAUAAAAUAAAAGAUCUUCAGAAGGAGCAUAAAGCUUUACAGGCUAAAUGUCAUCAUUAUAAGAAAAAACAAAUGGAGCAACAAGAGACUAUUGCUUCUUUGCAAAAGGAUAUCUAUAGAUUAACAAAGGAGGAAGAAGAGCGUAUUGUCACUCAAAACAGAGUGUUUUCUUAUCUCUGCAAAAGAGUUCCUCAUACCAUCUUGGAUAGACAGUUGCUUUGCCUAAUUGAUUACUAUGAAUCUAAAAUUAGAAAACUUCAUAAACAAAGGCAAUAUAAAGAAGAUGAAAGUCAGUCAGAAGAAGACUAUGGAAGUCUUGGUGCCUUACCAACUUAUAAAGGCCUUCUAACGUCAUUACAGAAUCAACUGAAGGAAUCAAAAUCUAAGAUUGAUGCACUUUUAAGUGAAAAGCUGAAUCUCCAAAAAGAUUUGGAAACCAGGCCCACACAGCAUGAAUUAAGACUUUAUAAACAACAGGUGAAGAAACUGGAGAAAGCCCUAAAGAAAAGCAUCAAAUUACAAGAUCUUAUCAGUCAAAACAAGGCUGAGGACAAAGAGAAAAAAGAUGAGCCCAGCAAAGAUAACCAGCAGCAGGUCCUAAUUGACCAGAGAUACUUUCAGGUGCUGAGUAGCAUCAAUUCAAUUAUUCACAAUCCAAGAGCUCCAGUAAUAAUUUAUAAACAGAGCAAAGGAGGAGCCCAACAUUUUAAUAAAGAUCUUGUUCAAGAUUGUGGAUUUGAGCAUCUUGUUCCUAUAAUAGAAAUGUGGGCAGAUCAGCUGAUUUCCCUGAAGGAUUUAUAUAAGUCCUUGAAAAUGCUGUCUGCAGAACUGGUGCCUUGGCAUAAUUUAAAGAAGCAGGAUGAAAAUGAAGGUGUCAGAGUUGAAGAUUUGUUGUUUAUAGUAGAUACCAUGUUGGAAGAAGUUGAAAAUAAGGAAAAGGACAGCAAUAAGCCAAACUUUCAGAUUUUGCAAGCUAUUGUUUCUCACUUCCAAAAAUUAUUUGAUGUGCCUUCUUUAAAUGGAGUCUAUCCCCGAAUGAAUGAAGUUUAUACUAGGCUUGGAGAAAUGAACAAUGCUGUGAGAAACCUCCAAGAACUCUUAGAAUUAGAUAGUUCAUCCUCAUUGUGUAUGGUGGUGAGCACAGUUGGAAAAUUGUGUAGGCUGGUUAAUGAGGAUGUAAAUGAAAAGGUUAUGCAGGUAUUGGGACCUGAAGACCUCCAAAGCAUUAUCAUCAAAUUGGAAGAACAUGAGGAAUUUUUUCCAGCAUUUCAGGCAUUCACUAAUGAUCUACUUGAAAUCUUAGAAAUUGAUGACUUGGAUGCCAUUGUACCUGCAGUAAAGAAAUUAAAAAUACUUUCAUACUGAAAACAAAUAAUUUUUACUGUGUAAAUUGCAUUCUUAACAUUCUAAGUAUUUUGUAGGAUUGAUCUUACUUUUGAGGCAAGACUUAUAAAAUGUAUUUACUCUGAGAAUUCAUCCCCUUCUAGUAUUGGGUCCUCCACUCAUAUAAUUUUUAUUAACUUUGAGAUUCUUAUGUAGAAAACAGUUGUUAAGUUAAAGUAGAAAGUUAACUUUAGACCCUUUAAUAAUUUCUUAAGCAAUUCUUGAGUGCUUAAAACUUAAGAUUGUUUUAAAGUCUAGUGUGUGAGUAAAAGAGAAACUCAGAGAGAGAUUGAAAGUAAUGGUCACAUUUAAGUUCAGGGUCUGGUGACCUUUCUGGUUCUGGGAACAAGGAAUGCCAGUGGCUCUCUAAAGUCCAGCAGGAAGUUAUUGCUUUCCUGGCAAGGAAAUGGCACAUUCUAUUAAGAUAUCCCUCAUGGCCCUUGUCCUUUCAAAGAAGAAAAAAGAAAAGGAAGGAGGAGGAGAUCUGUAGGGUAGAAAAUAAAUUAUGAGGGUAACAUAGAUAAGUCUCUCAUAAAAAAAAGUGUCUUUUUUUUGCAAUCUUGAUGUAAUGUACUUUUUAUAAGGGCAUGAGAUCUUAAAUAAAAUUUUUAUGAAGAAUUUUCAAA